AUGGCCAUCCAGACACUUCCUCGAUACCUGCGUCUAUCUUUUUUGCCCUCUCGUUUCGCAGUGCUUCCAAGCACCCGUCAUGUCCCAUCCAGGUCCUCGUUGAAUCGCCGCAACCUGACAGCAAGCUCAAGGCUUCAAGAACAUGGAGAUACCACGCAAAGACGUGGCAAUGGCCUCUCAAUGCCCAGACAUAGCUCCAAGGACUCUGGACGACCACUCAGCCCAGGCCCCAGCUCCGAAGUCGACAGCCUCAGAUACUUCCCUGCCCAGCUCAACACCGUUCUUCGUGGCAAUCCCAAAAUCACAGUAAUCAGGAAACUAGGCUCUGGCCCUCGUUCCUCAACAUGGCUCGUGAAACACAUCGAAUCCAGUACCUACUCAGCGCUCAAAAUCUACACUGCCGCCGCUUCUCGGGAAGAACGAGGACUGGCAGAAGAGAAAAGGUUAGUUGAGUUGAGGGACGUGAUGGCUUACAGCAGCGGCUAUUCCAAGCAUCCCUGCCAUUUCAGUACGUGGUGGGAGGAGAGCACCCGCGGACGUCAUCUGUGUUACCUUGUGGAACCCUAUUGCGGGUUAUCGCUCGAGGACGUCAGAAAUGGAGACCCGAUGGGCCGGCUGCCUAUUCGUACCGUCCAAUUCGUCUUCAAUGAACUAGUGGAGAAGCUGAGCGAAGUUCAUGGGUUCGCGGAUGGGAUGCACGGGUCCCUCUCGGCAGAGAACGCUGUGUUCUGGACCUGGGCCGACGUUAAAUACCUCAAGCCACACCUCUCUCUGCCAGAAGGGAGUACUAUCGACGGAGUUGCGAAGAUAAAAGCCCAGCCAUUAAUGCAAGUCGAGAAUCCCGACCCUAAAUCGACGGACGACCUUCCAACCGUGAUGAAAACCUGGCAAUUCGUUUUCCGCGGUUUCGAAUAUGCUCAGGUUGGUUCCGGCCUCAAACCACACCCGCAACAUGACUACGCGUCUGCACCAGAGACACUCUUAUCCAAUGCAACCUGCUCGUCCCAAACCGAUAUUUGGAUGCUAGGAGUGAUGAUAUUCAAGCUCUUGACAGGUCGUGAUCUCUUCACCUCCACUGGUACACCUCUGGAACGCUUCACCGAAAUACGCCAUAUCCUCGAGGAGGACGAUAUCCCGAGUGGUUAA
This is a messenger RNA of Coprinopsis cinerea okayama7#130, 1146 nucleotides long. Its product is annotated as CMGC/SRPK protein kinase. Bases 1 to 1146 code for a protein of 381 amino acids. The transcript is spliced from 4 exons. Gene Ontology annotation, molecular function: protein kinase activity; ATP binding. The record is from RefSeq and is a predicted model, not a curated record. NCBI's taxonomy places the organism in Eukaryota, Fungi, Basidiomycota, Agaricomycetes, Agaricales, Psathyrellaceae. Gene Ontology annotation, biological process: protein phosphorylation.